CCAGUUACGUAUCAAAUAUACAUUCGAGUAGCACCGUAAUACUAUCGGAUUUAAAUAUGAAAACUUAAGUUUUUUUUCUUACAAUAAAAAUAAUAAUCCUAAUAUGUUACAAUUAUAUAUAUAUGUAAUUAAUUGAAAUAUCAGAAUAAUCUAAUAAAACAUUUGUUUUAUAUAUACGACGUAUAUUAUCGACUCAACAUCCGGUGCAAUUAUGUGGUCUUCUUAUUUGUAACAAUAGUGUACUGUAUAAAUUUAUAUUUUAUAUUUAUACGAAAUUUUUUUUUUUUAUUUUAAAUAAAUAAUCACGAAUAGAAAAGUGAUCCGACCAAUCUGUGAUAUAAUCCUUUUUCUCUUCUUGACUUAUAAUGAAGUUUUUUAUGGAACCUCUUUUUUGUAAAUAUAUAACCUAAAAAUAAAUAUAAACAAUGAAAAAUGUUGCAAACAUUACGGGAACGUUCGCAAAAAAGGAAAAAACUACUUGCACAAACGCUUGGAGUUUCUAGUGUAGAUGAAUUAAGACAAAUUUUGGGUACCGACAUCGAUGACGUCCAGAAAAAAAAGGGAAAACUAUUAUCUGAAAAAUCGGAAAGCACUGUUAAAGAUUUAAAAGAUGAUACAGUGCCUACGGAUGAAAUUGUUUACAAGGAUUCAUCUACAUUUUUAAAAGGGACACAAUCAUCCAAUCCACAUAAUGAUUAUUGUCAACAUUUUAUAGACACUGGUCAAAGACCACAAAACUUUAUAAGAGAUGUAGGAUUAGCUGAUAGAUUUGAGGAAUAUCCUAAACUAAGAGAAUUAAUCAAAUUAAAGGAUGAUCUAAUUGCGGACACUGCUACACCUCCGAUGUAUCUCAAAACUGAUCUCCUUACUUACAAUUUAAAAGAACUCAAUUGUAAAUUUGAUGUUAUUCUUAUAGAACCGCCAUUGGAAGAGUAUCAAAGAACAUGCGGUGCAACAAACGUACAGUUAUGGAACUGGGAUCAAAUAAUGGAAUUAGACAUCGGUGAAGUAGCCGCUAAUCGAAGUUUUGUAUUUUUAUGGUGUGGAAGUAGCGAUGGUCUAGAUAUGGGACGUUUCUGUCUCCGGAAAUGGGGUUUCAGACGUUGCGAAGACAUUUGUUGGAUUCGUACAAAUAUUAAUAAUCCAGGACACAGUAAGAACUUAGAUAGUAAAGCUGUGCUUCAAAGAACUAAAGAGCAUUGUUUAAUGGGUAUUAAGGGAACAGUGAGAAGAUCUACAGAUGGAGAUUUUAUUCAUGCAAACGUUGACAUCGAUUUGAUAAUAUCGGAAGAACCUGAAUAUGGAUCCAUUGAAAAGCCAGUCGAAAUAUUUCAUAUAAUUGAACAUUUUUGCCUUGGUAGACGAAGAUUACAUUUAUUUGGACGUGACAGCACAAUUAGACCAGGUUGGCUCACCGUUGGACCAGAAUUAACAAAUACAAAUUUUAAUGCUGAUCUCUAUACUGGUUAUUUUUCUAAUGGCCAAAUAACCACAGGAUGUACAGAACGUAUAGAAGCUCUUAGACCAAAAUCCCCACCACCUAAAGGCAAGGUUUCUGGUCGAGGUAGAGGUGGUUUUAAUCGUGGUAGAGGAAGAGGAAGAUGAAUAAAUGUGUAAAACUUCUUUUUAACGAACUACAACAUUUCAAUUUGUAGUUUCUGAUAUAAGAAAUUGUACCUAAGUUGAAUGUGAUUUGUAAAUUGUAUAUGAAGUAUUCAUUUGUAAUACUUACACGUGCAUUUUAACUAAUACUAUCUUAUAAAUGAUCGUAGCUCUUGCUAAAAUAAGUUUUUGCAAGAUAAACAAUACAAUAUAUCAAUAUCUUCUUUCCACUUUUUCUUAAAUAUACGGUCGAGCUAAGCUAAAAAAAAAAAAAGAAAAAAAAAAAAAAAUAAUCUUUUUCUCCAUCUUAUAACUUUGAUUAACAUUAUAUUUAGGAAAAUUAGAAAAUCAUGUUUAAAGAUUACAAACUCUCGUUGUUACAAAAUAUUUAGAUGGUAUGUUUUAUGUGUAUUUACAUUAAAUCAAAAUAUCAUUUUAUAAGUAAUAAUAAUGUAAUUAUAUAGAAAUUAUCAGAUAAUUUCUUUCAAUUUGAUGAAUUUAUUUAAUAAUCACGAAUAAAAUUUUUACACGGGAAUAUAUUUAAUCUGGGAUCAUUCCACUGUGAAGUCUGAAUUUUCCAAAAAAAAAAAAAAGAAAAAAAAAAAGAAAAAAAAAAGAGAAAAAAGAAAAAAAAAGAAUUUAAGAAAGACUUCUUUUUUAUAUAAGGAUAAUUUUAACGCAAUAUUAGAAGUGUGAAUUUUUGUACUGUGUGAUAUAAUAUUAACGAACGUAAUAAAUAUCAUAGAUUUGUUUUAAAGUAAGGUUUUUUAAGAUAUAAAUAAAAUGAAUCUUACGACGAAAGAUUUCAAACAUCAAUCUUUAUGUUAUAAAAAUAAAAGAUCGUCUUGAAAGUAUUAUUGCUUCCUUUCUUGCACAAAUAGUUACCAUUAAUUGUUGGUACAUUAAGUGAAACAAUAGCAUUAUAGCUGAUAAUCAUAAUAAUGUAGAGAAUCGCAAUAUUCCUUUAUAUAAUAUUGUAUUAUGUAUUAUAUAUAAUUAUUGAAAUAUAUUUAAACAUCAUUUAAAGGUAUAUGUAAAUACUGGAAAUCAUCUUAUUAACAAUUCUAUAAUGCUGAAUAAUAAAUGUGUCAUGACUUAUCUUUAAUUUUCAUUUGACGAUACGUUAGUAUAAAUUUAACACAAUUCAUGUGUGAUUGAGAAUUAAUAUUUAAAAACAAAAA
Vespa mandarinia (Asian giant hornet) is the source of this 2783-nucleotide messenger RNA. It is a transcript of the gene Mettl14, whose product is annotated as methyltransferase like 14. NCBI's taxonomy places the organism in Eukaryota, Metazoa, Arthropoda, Insecta, Hymenoptera, Vespidae. Gene Ontology annotation, cellular component: nucleus; RNA N6-methyladenosine methyltransferase complex. Gene Ontology annotation, biological process: mRNA modification. The record is from RefSeq and is a predicted model, not a curated record. Gene Ontology annotation, molecular function: mRNA binding.